Molecule: messenger RNA, 1570 nt
Organism: Anopheles bellator
Lineage: Eukaryota; Metazoa; Arthropoda; Insecta; Diptera; Culicidae
Product: tubulin alpha-1A chain-like
Exons: 4
Coding region: 83-1432 (449 amino acids)
Biological process (GO): mitotic cell cycle; microtubule cytoskeleton organization
Cellular component (GO): cytoplasm; microtubule
Molecular function (GO): structural constituent of cytoskeleton; GTP binding
Source: RefSeq, a predicted model, not a curated record
UACAAUUACUAGUCAAUCGAUAUACUUUUUUUCUCAACCACCAACCAACCACCCCGUGUUAGCGUCAAUCAAUUUCAUCGCGAUGAGGGAAUGCAUUUCCGUGCACAUUGGUCAGGCAGGCGUGCAGAUCGGCAAUGCGUGCUGGGAGCUGUACUGCCUGGAGCACGGCAUCCAGCCCGACGGGCAGAUGCCCUCGGACAAAACCAUCGGCGGUGGAGACGACUCGUUCAACACGUUCUUCAGCGAGACCGGGUCCGGCAAGCACGUGCCGCGGGCCGUCUUCGUCGAUCUGGAACCAACGGUUGUAGACGAGGUCCGCACCGGCACCUACCGCCAGCUGUUCCACCCGGAGCAGCUGAUCACGGGCAAGGAGGACGCGGCCAACAACUACGCCCGGGGCCACUACACCAUCGGUAAGGAGAUCGUCGAUCUAGUGCUGGACCGAAUCCGCAAGCUGGCCGACCAGUGCACCGGGCUGCAGGGUUUCCUGGUGUUCCACUCGUUCGGCGGUGGUACCGGUAGCGGGUUCACCUCGCUGCUGAUGGAGCGCCUCUCGGUGGACUACGGCAAGAAGUCGAAGCUCGAGUUUUCCAUCUAUCCGGCGCCCCAGGUUUCGACGGCCGUGGUCGAACCGUACAACUCGAUUCUGACGACGCACACGACGCUGGAGCACUCUGACUGUGCGUUUAUGGUCGACAAUGAGGCGAUCUACGAUAUCUGCCGGCGCAACCUGGACAUCGAGCGGCCGACGUACACGAACCUGAACCGGCUGAUCGGGCAGAUCGUCUCGUCGAUCACGGCGUCGCUCCGCUUCGACGGGGCGCUCAACGUCGACCUGACCGAGUUCCAGACCAACCUGGUGCCGUACCCGCGGAUCCACUUCCCGCUCGCGACCUACGCCCCGGUGAUUUCGUCCGAGAAGGCGUACCACGAGCAGCUGACGGUGGCGGAGAUCACGAACGCCUGCUUCGAGCCGGCCAACCAGAUGGUCAAGUGUGACCCGCGGCACGGUAAGUACAUGGCCUGCUGCAUGCUGUACCGGGGCGACGUGGUGCCGAAGGACGUGAACGCCGCGAUCGCCACCAUCAAGACGAAGCGCUCGAUCCAGUUCGUCGACUGGUGCCCGACCGGGUUCAAGGUGGGCAUCAACUACCAGCCCCCGACGGUGGUCCCGGGAGGCGAUCUGGCCAAGGUACAGCGGGCCGUCUGUAUGCUCUCCAACACGACCGCCAUCGCGGAGGCCUGGGCACGGCUGGACCACAAGUUCGAUCUGAUGUACGCCAAGCGGGCCUUUGUGCACUGGUACGUUGGCGAAGGCAUGGAGGAGGGCGAGUUUUCCGAGGCGCGCGAGGACCUGGCCGCACUGGAGAAGGACUACGAGGAGGUCGGUGUCGACUCUACGGAGGAAGUUGGCGAAGGCGACGAGUACUAGGCCGGCGACGCGGACAUCGGACAUUCCCGACUCCCGAUGACACACGUUCCCACGUUACUACUAACUGUUUUCUACUAUUUAACUACAGCGACAGAAAUGGCGUAUUUAUUUGUUCGUAGCAAGCAUCAUCAACGUAUC